AGGCGUGGGACUGCAGUUGCACCCUCUCUCUCUCUCUCUCUCUCUCUCUCUCUCUCAUAUUACUAUAAACUCGCCAAGUGAUGAAACAAUAACAAGGCUAAAACAACGCCUUCAAAGUCCUCAAAUUUCUGAUCAAUUUGUUCUUCACCCAUCACUCAACACUCUAGCCGCUGAAGCUCUCCGCAGAAAUGGAGAGAUUUAAAUCUCCAUUCAGGGGUAUUGCGAACGAUGUCCGAGGAAGAGCAGCAUGCUAUAAACACGAUUGGGUUGGAGGUUUUCGCGCAGGAAUCGGGAUUCUCGCCCCAACUACCUACAUCUUCUUUGCUUCAGCUCUUCCUGUUAUAACAUUUGGAGAGCAACUGAGCACAGAAACAGAUGGAAUUUUGUGCACGGUAGAAACUUUGGCCUCUACUGCUAUUUGUGGUAUAAUACACUCGAUUUUCGGUGGACAGCCUCUCUUGAUUUUAGGAGUUGCGGAACCCACUGUUAUUAUGUACAAUUACAUGUAUGACUUUGCGAAGGGAAAGAAAGAAUUGGGGCCUGAGCUGUUUUUGGCUUGGGUUGCAUGGGUUUGGGUCUGGACAGCUCUUUUCCUCGUUCUUCUUGCAAUAUUCAAUGCCUGUGAUAUCAUCAACAGAUUUACGAGGAUUGCAGGCGAACUUUUUGGCAUGUUGAUUUCUGUUUUAUUCAUUCAAGAGGCCAUCAAGGGUAUGGUCAGUGAGUUCAAAAUUCCCAGUGAAGAUCCAAAGUUGGAGACGUAUCAAUUUCAGUGGCUUUACACAAAUGGACUGCUGGGGGUCAUAUUUAGUUUUGGACUCCUCUAUACUGCUUUGAAGAGCAGAAAGGCAAGGUCAUGGUGGUAUGCAACAGGGUGGUUCAGAAGUUUCAUUGCAGAUUAUGGGGUUCCUUUAAUGGUGUUAGUAUGGACAGCACUAUCAUUUAGUGUUCCACACAAUAUUCCUCCAAGAGUUCCUAGAAGGCUCUAUAGCCCUGUAGCUUGGGACUCUUCAUCUUUACACCAUUGGACAGUCAUCAAGGAUAUGGGGAAGGUUUCUCCUGGAUAUAUAUUUGCUGCCAUUAUACCUGCUGUGAUGGUAGCUGGACUUUACUUUUUUGACCAUAGUGUCGCUUCACAGAUGGCGCAACAACAAGAGUUCAAUCUAAAGAAGCCUUCUGCGUAUCAUUAUGAUAUCUUGUUGCUGGGAUUUAUGACGUUGCUUUGUGGAUUGCUUGGGCUUCCUCCUUCUAACGGGGUCCUGCCACAGUCACCCAUGCACACUAAGAGCCUUGCUGUUCUUAAGAAGCAGUUGAUUCGAAGGAAAAUGGUUAAGAGUGCUAAGGAAUCAAUAAAACAGAAAGCCAGCAACUCUGAAAUCUACGGAAAAAUGCAAGCAGUGUUCAUAGAGAUGGAUAACUUGACUACACCUACUUCAGAAGUUAAAGAACUAAAUGAAUUGAAGGAAGCAGUUAUGAAAAGCAAAAAUAAAGAGGAUGAUGCAAAAAAUGCAUUUGAUCCUGACAAGCACAUUGAUGCAUACUUGCCAGUAAGAGUUAAUGAGCAAAGAUUGAGCAAUCUGUUGCAGUCGCUCCUUGUGGCAGCAUCAGUUUUUGCUAUGCCUAUCAUCAAGAAGAUACCGACAUCAGUUUUGUGGGGAUACUUUGCUUAUAUGGCCAUUGACAGCCUUCCAGGGAACCAAUUCUGGGAAAGGAUGCUACUUCUCUUCAUCUCCCCUAGCCGACAGUACAAGGUCUUGGAAGGGGGUCACGCUUCCUUUGUGGAGUCAGUGCCAUUCAAAUUCAUAGCAAUAUUUACACUCUUUCAAUUUGUUUACUUCCUGGUCUGUUUUGGUAUUACAUGGAUCCCCAUAGCCGGAAUUUUGUUCCCCUUGCCAUUCUUCCUUCUCAUAUGGAUAAGACAACAUAUUCUCCCCAAAUUCUUCCAAUCAUAUCACUUGCAAGAGCUGGACUCAGCUGAGUGGGAGGAAGUCGUGGGCGCCCCAGUACACUCUCUCAGUAUCAAUUCUGGGAAAUCAGAAACUUCUAACGAAGAAGGUGAAAUGGAGAUGUGUGAUGCUGAGAUAUUAGACGAAUUAACAACCAGCAGAGGGGAGCUGAAGAUCAGAGCGAGCUUCAGUGAAGAUAGACGAACGAGCUUCAAUGAAGAAAGGCAUGGCCAGGUUCACCCUCAAAAAUUAGGCCAAACAGGGUGAAAUGUGAGUCAAAGGGAAUGAAAUGUGAAGAUAUUGUAGGCAUGAGAUUUGACUUGAGUAGUAGCUAAAUGUAACAGAAGAAGAUUACUGUGAAAGUGAGAUCAUAGGAAGAAGAUUUUCUGCAGAUUAAUUAGUUAUUAUGGUUGAGGUUUGAAUUGGUAGUCAUCAUAUAUAUUAAUAUCAUUCAAGAUGCUUGAUGCAUUUUGAUGGCUUGCAAUUGAAGCCAUGUUCCCUGUAAAAUAGUUCAGAUCAGACACCUUAAUUAUUUAUCAAGGUUAAUUUUUCAAAUACCAUUAUUUUAA
Messenger RNA from Pyrus x bretschneideri (Chinese white pear), 2512 nucleotides. Its product is annotated as boron transporter 4. Gene Ontology annotation, cellular component: plasma membrane. NCBI's taxonomy places the organism in Eukaryota, Viridiplantae, Streptophyta, Magnoliopsida, Rosales, Rosaceae. The record is from RefSeq and is a predicted model, not a curated record. Gene Ontology annotation, molecular function: solute:inorganic anion antiporter activity. Gene Ontology annotation, biological process: monoatomic ion homeostasis; monoatomic anion transport; transmembrane transport.